Messenger RNA from Hemibagrus wyckioides, 5087 nucleotides. RefSeq names its product CD48 antigen-like. NCBI's taxonomy places the organism in Eukaryota, Metazoa, Chordata, Actinopteri, Siluriformes, Bagridae. The record is from RefSeq and is a predicted model, not a curated record. The transcript has 3 exons. The coding region runs from base 35 to 688 and encodes 217 amino acids.
CUUCCUUAACCUGAAGAGGAAGUUCUGAUACACGAUGGUGCUAGAGAUGCAGCUGGUCUUCUUUCUCUCCAUCUUGGUCUCAGUUACAGUGUGUGAUGAUGUUUUUAAGCUGGUUAACAGUUCUGUUCAACUGGAAACUCAAAAGGAAUUUACAAAAAGUGAAGGUUUUGAUAUUACCUGGACAUUUAACAAAAAAAACAACAUUGUGAAAUUUAAUGGAAAUCCUCCAAGUACAGUAUUUAAAAGUUAUAAAGACAGGGUGGAGUUCAAUGAGGAAACCUGCAGUCUGACACUGAAGAACUUACAGAAGAGUGAUAGUGGACCCUAUGAUGCAGAAGUAUCUGGUGAAACAAUGGACUCUGUGGCUAUGUACCAACUACAUGUGUUGGAUCCAGUGGAGAAACCAGUUUUUACUGCAUCAAUCCAGCAAAGCAAUGACACCUGUAAUGUGACUCUCACCUGUGAAGCUCAGAAGCUUUCAGUAACCUGUCACUGCUACAAUGAUAGUUGUGAUAUGAGGGAGAAAAAAACAUCUGGAGACACGUUCCUUUCCCUCUCACUCUAUGUUAGUAACAGCUUCAUCAUUUGUAAUCAUAGCAACCCAUUGAGCUGGAAAAAUACAACUAUGGAGAUGAAACAAUUCUGCCCUUCUGAAAGUGUAAGCAUGCACAGAUACUGUAUGGGGUAAAUUUAAAUGUAAGUAAAAUGUACAUUCCUUAAUUAAUAUUUGUGGUAUUAUUACAUGAUCAGUAUUGAACAUCUGUUCCUCUCCAUGCUAUGCUGUUCCUCACCUAACCUCUUCCCUAGAUUGUAUCAUACUGACCAGAGCUCACCAUCAUUCUUUGGGGAAUGUUCCUUGGGUAGGGGUAAAAAGUUCCCGGGUAUUAACAGAUGGUGUCUCAUGAAAACUGUUUUUAAUCAUCAUGCAUGUCUUUUAUUUGUAAGGAAAAUAUACUUUUUUUCCUGCCUUUAUUAAAUGUAUACAUGUGCUUAUUUGCUUUCUUAACUAUUAAUUAUUAUUAUAGUUAUUAGUAGUAGUAGUAGUAGUAGUAGUAAUGUAAACAGUGAUAUUUUAAACCAUUUUAAAUAUAUACAAAUACCAAGACCAGAAUUGACAAAACAAGCCCCAACUUAAAUGAGUUGGUCACUUCAUAUACAUAAAGAAAACAGAAUGAAGAUGUACAUCACUUUUCACACAGUAAAGUAAAUUUGCAUAAUGUCAUUGUAGUGUACAUUAGAAUGGCCGUUGGUCACCAAGUGGUUAAUUUUGACCUCAGCUUUAAAAGAAUCUAUCACUGAUUUCAUAAACUCCAUUUUAAUCUUUUUUUCACCUUCUCCAUGUGCUGCUGCUUUUUCAGAAUAACACUCAAAUCUCUCUCACUGUCUCUUUCAUGCUGCCAAUACACCACAAGCUCCUCUGUAUAAAUGCUUCCACAGAAUGAGAAAUUCAACAUUUUGUUGAAUUCUUAACAACUGCUUGAUAACUGUGGUUGCUUAAUAUAAUUAGCAGGAAAAAAGUAAUUAGUCUCUAUUGUCAGACGUUGUUUUUGUUUACCACAAAUUCAACUCAAUUCAAUUUAUUUAUGUAGCACUUUUUACAAUGGACAAUUGUCUCUCAUUUAGUUAAAUAGUAACUUAGUUAAUUAAUGUGAGUGUUAAUUUCAGUUAUUGUUUAGCUGAAUAAAAUGAAGAAUGAACAAAUCGCAAACUUCUCUGAUAUACUGUGAGCUGUGUGGAUAGCAAACAGAUUAGAGAUUAUCUCAGGAAUAGUAUAUAGUAUUGUAUUAUACUAUAUACUAUUCAGUGCUAUAGUGUUCUCUUUUAAAGAAAAAGAUUUCUUUUACUGUGGUGAUUUUUAAUCUUCACAAAUAUUAUGUGGGCAUUAUGUGGGCAUCAACCUCCUUAUUGAUUUACAUAACACUAUACACAUGCUGUAUCUGCAUCACACAAUUGUCACCCAAAUGAGGAUGGGUUCCCUUUUGAGUCUGGUUCCUCUCAAGGUUUCUUCCUCAUACCAUCUAAGGGAGUUUUUCCUUGCCACAGUCGCCUCAGUCACCUCAGGCUUGCUCACUUGGGAUAACAUCUAGGACUGUCUGUCUGUUUGUUUGUUGUUUUCUUAUGUCGUUUCUCAUGUAAAGCUGCUUUGAGACAAUGCUCUUUGUUAAAAGCGCUAUACAAAUAAAAUUGAAUUGAAUUGAAUAUGGAAUUGGCUGUUUGUGCAGGUGAGGAAAUGUACUGAAAAAAAUUUAAAGCAUAAAAAAAUAAGUGUUAUUCUUUAUUAACAUUAAAUGAAAUUAUUAUAUUAUAUUAUAUUAUAAGUCAUUUUUACAUUUACCUUUAUUUGUGCAUUGAGCAAACACUUUUCUUCAAAGCAAAUUAGUGAUGGGUGCCUUAGAUGUUUCUCUAGCAGACCAUCAGAGGGCAACCCUGCCCAUUUUUCUUAAGUUCAGUUACAUGUUUAAUUUCUCCUGUCUUUAAUUUUCUCACCUGUUUUGUAUAAUUAGCUCCCUAAUUUAAGCCCCUGUGUCUCACCAUACAAUUGUCUAGAUUCUGUUUGAUGUCAGUGUGUUUAUUCCUAACCCACGUCCAGUUUUUGUAUGUUCCUGACAUUGACGCAGUUUUGUGUAUUCAUGAUUCUGAUUUUUGUUUCUGUUACCUCCUAGUAAUUUUGCACUGUAAAUUAAUCUAAAUCUACACAUGCAUCUGUCUUCAUCCAUCCACUUUACUAUGAUAAUGGUUUUAUCAUUGGAGCAAUAACCAUGGUCACUAUGAUUUUACCAAAAAUGGAUCAUAAUUUUGUAGGAAUUAGUGUGUACAUCUUGUCUGGGCUGCUGCUUAUCAUUACUGUUAUCAGACACUUCUGAAGCAAAUGCUGUCCAAUUAUAUGAGUUGUUAUUUUACAGGGUGUUGGUGUACAGGGGGAAUGAUGGCAUAGUUGUUAGCACAUUUGCAUCGCACCACCAGGGUUAGUCCCCCAGUCCAAAGACAUGCAUUGUAUGCUGAUUGGCAUCGCUAAAUUGUCCGUAGUGUAUGCAUGUGUGUGUGUGAUUGUGCCCUGUAAUUGUUUGCCACCACAUCCAGGAUGUGCCCUGCCUUGUGCCGUAAUGCUGAGUUCACAUUGCACAAUUUUCAAAGUCAUCGGAUCACCAUUGUUUUUACACUGCACGAUUAUCUGGGGUAGCAUUCAGUUGCUGCUGUGUUCACAUUGCACAAUGGAUCAAGGACAAGAGAUUACACACUGUCACUACUCAAUCCAUACUGGAUACAUACUGUGCAUGUGUUUUUACAACAGUCUAGCGAUAUGGAUUAUUGUGUGGUUUAUAUACAGCUAUAAAUAAAUAAAUAUUUUGUGUGUUUCUUAAAUGCAGACUUUUGUUAAAGUAUGCUGAAAUAAGUAGAACAGAUAAGUAUAACAUGACGGACGGAAUGAAUUAAUUCAUUUAUGAAUAAAUAAAUUGAAUGAAUAAAUAAGUAUAUUGUGUGUUUCUUAAAUGCAGACAUUUUUUAAAGUAUACUGAAAUAAGUAGAACAUAUCCUUCAACUGGACAUACAAGAAAACUUUGAUAUGUCCUCCAUUCUCUUCUGGUCAUGUAACAAAGAAUAUUGAAAAAGACAGAGUUUUUAGGUGGCAAUAAAUGUAGCAAAAGAAAUUAAAGUUUUCAUGAAAAUUGAAAGUCAUGUAAUGUUCCUGACACAGUCCUGGCACUUCCAAUAAUCUUUCAAUUUUGCGAUUGUCUUUACAAUUCUGUAAUUGGUAUGUAAAAAGGAUAUAGUUUUUCAGUUUUGACUAUACUUAAUAACAAAUUGUUUUAAUUACUAUAAAAUAAUUGUAUGAUUAAAUUACUAAAUAAGGAAUUCUUCCGGUUUUGUAACAAGCAAAUAGACCACAGCUCCUAAUUGUUUUCUACUGGCUGAUGAGUUCAAAAUUGAUGUUUUUCCAGCAGGUCACCAGAGGGCAACCCUGCCCAUUUUAGUUCAGUUCAGUUGUGUUUAAUUUCCCCUGUUCACUAUUCUCACCUCUUUUGUAUAAUUAGAUUUAAACCUUUUUGUCUCACCAUGUCUUGGUCUAGCUUAUGUUGAUGUCAGUGUGUUUAUUCCUAAACCGCAUCCAGUUUUUGUGUAUUCCUGACUUUAAUCCAGUUUUGUGUAUUCCUGAUACAGAUUACUGUUUCUGUUACCACCUAGUAAUUUUGCACUGUUACUAAAUCGAAAUCUACAAAUGCAUCUGUCUUUAUUCUUGCUUCCCCCCACUGGCCUUACUAUGUUCCUCACUUCUCCCCUAAGGUACCUGAUUUAAACCUCUUUGUCUCACCAUAUAUUUGUCUACCUUCUGUUGAUGUCAGUAUGUUUGUUGUUCCUACCCUUGAGUCAGUUUUUGUGUAUUCAUGACUGUUUAUUUUGCCAUAGAUUAUGUUUCUUAAUCUAGUAGUUUCUCUUUCAUCGUAAAUUUAAUGUAUUAAUACUUAUGUCACUUUACUAUCAUAAUGGUUUUAUACAUGAAUUGUAUGCUGAUUGGGAUUGUUAAAUUGUCUAUUGUGUGUGAGUGUUUGUGUGUAAUUGUGCCCUGCAUUUGAUUGUCCCCAGAAAACUUUGAUAGGUCCUCUGUUCUCUUCUGGUCAUUUAACAAAGUAUAUUUAAAAGAAAAAUAAACUGUUCUAUCUGUUCUAUCUAACUCUCAUGUAAAGCUGCUUUGAGACAAUGCUCUUUGUUAAAAGCGCUAUACAAAUAAAAUUGAAUUGAAUUGAAUUGAUUGGAGUCUCUAAAUUGCCCGUAGUGUGUGAAUGAGUGUGUGUGUGCCCUGCGAUGCGUUGGUACUCCAUCCAGGGUGUAUCCUGCCUUGAUGCCCGAUGACUCCUGAGAUAGGCACAGGCUCCCCAUGACCUGAGUAUAGAUUGGAUAAGCGGGACAGAAAUGAAAUGAAAAAUUUAUUAUAUCAGGGAUUUGCACAUUCUGUAUACCCAAAAUGUAAAUGAAUAAAAGAAAAUGUAUUUUUAUAUUUAUUUGCUUACUGUCUGUAUUACCCUUAUUUAUGUUUUCAUUUGCUAUUUUAGUGUAUUAUAUUAUCUAUCUUUUUUUAAUAUUUUAAA